Chroicocephalus ridibundus (black-headed gull) is the source of this 3400-nucleotide messenger RNA. RefSeq names its product phosphodiesterase 6H (gene PDE6H). The record is from RefSeq and is a predicted model, not a curated record. Bases 405 to 662 code for a protein of 85 amino acids. Gene Ontology annotation, cellular component: photoreceptor outer segment membrane. The transcript is spliced from 4 exons. Gene Ontology annotation, biological process: positive regulation of G protein-coupled receptor signaling pathway; positive regulation of epidermal growth factor receptor signaling pathway; visual perception. NCBI's taxonomy places the organism in Eukaryota, Metazoa, Chordata, Aves, Charadriiformes, Laridae. Gene Ontology annotation, molecular function: 3',5'-cyclic-nucleotide phosphodiesterase activity; cGMP binding.
AUUAGGUAUAAUUAGCAUUUGAACUCAAGCAAAGCUCUUGCCCAGAGGAUUAAACCCUGGACUGAGCAGAAAUGCUGUCAGGGACAAUUAGGUAACACCUUGUCAGAGAAGGGAGCAGAGGAAGUGUGCAGGAGAACAUCUUGUUCCUCAACAGCCUUUGCAUCCACAGCCAUCAUCUCUCCCCCAGGAGCUGCAUCCCAGUGACAACGGCAGCGGAAGAGCUCUGGCAGCCUGGGAAGCACUGGGGUGAGGCAGCAUAGCACUUGCAGAGGGUGAGAGAAGGAGACUCAGGCUUGUUGAGCAUUUGUCAAGCCGUCUGUUUGGUGUGGUACCAAGGACUAUCCAAGGACCCAGACCGAGGGAUCUGAGAGAGGCGUGCACCAGCCACUGACAGCAGCCCAGCGAUGAGUGAGAACCCAGCCACCAACCUCAACACUGGAGAUGCUCCAACCGGUCCCACUACACCACGCAAGGGGCCUCCCAAGUUCAAGCAGAGACAGACAAGGCAGUUCAAGAGCAAGCCUCCUAAAAAAGGAGUAAAAGGAUUUGGAGAUGACAUCCCAGGCAUGGAGGGACUGGGCACAGAUAUCACAGUGAUUUGCCCAUGGGAAGCCUUCAGCCAUCUGGAACUGCAUGAGCUGGCCCAGUUUGGGAUCAUCUAAGGUGCCAGCAUCUCUACUGGUGUCACCUGGUGACUCCACAGACCCCAGCAUGAUCUUCAUCACCUUUGACACUUAUUUUUGGCCCUUGUGUCCACCUGCUUAUGGGCCGGGUGGUUUUGUAAGAGCUAGUUAUGAGAAAGUCCUUUGCAGAUUAAUUUGGCAAAGAAGUUAUUCAGGACCCUGUACAGACUUCAUGUUCCAUGUGCUGAAACUACUGAAAAAUGUCUUAAUGCCUCCCUGCACCAUAUUCUGUCUUCCCCCACUGCCAUAGAUCUUCAUGUUUAUGGAGAUACAGAGAGGAUGUAUUUCAACUUUUCCCACGGUUAACUUUUCACCUGGUUAGCUGAGAUGCUGUGUGCAUGGGUGUGCAUGUAUGUCCAAACCUAAUUAUAUCAAGCCCAUUCUUUUUUCUUCCUUCCCUCCCUGACAGCUUUCUAGAUAGGAUUUCUACAGGUAUAUCCCCGUGUUAUUUGGGCCACCAAUUAGUUGCUGAGAGUGUCUAUGUAGAGAACCGGAUCAGAGUCACCAGUCCAGACAUUGGGCUAUUUUUAUAUAGAUGGAGACUUUUCCCCAGGGGUUCACCAUAAGGAAUCUGCUGCUAAGAUUUACCUCAUCAGCAAGAGAUGAAAAAGGCUUGCAAAUGUUGUCUCUGCUGUACUGCCCACCAGCUAUGAGCCAUGAGACUCUGUCUGUUCUAAUAAUGUUAAAUGAAUAGGUGUGUGUCUGAGAUCAAUAGCUAAACAAAUUAAUCCUACUCUUCAUUCCUUUUGUGCUCCUGAGUGGUUGCAAUUCCAAAGAAGCAACACUCCAAAUGACACUGUGUUUCCUCUCCUUCGAUGGGAGGCCCUUGUGUGACACUUGCACUGUCUCCAGGCCCAUAGACAUUUACAUGAAGCAUUCACUGCCCAGGACUUGUUUGCUGUGGGUUAAGAAGACGGAGAAUCAUUACGACCUCUCACCAGACAGUGCCAGUAGUCCCACCUCAUCUAGCAGAAGAUGGCAUUGCAUUAGUUGCUUCCUAUUCCCUGUAUUUAGCGUGGCGCAAGCCUCCCUUCACACCCCGCCAUCAUCAACAGGAAGGCUUCCCUCUUCACCCCCUUGCAACUUCAAGCCCUGGAGCUUGUCUGGACAAGCAGGCAAAUGGUGGUUCCCCGGAGAGAGAAGGGGCAGGUGGGGAGGCAGGGGGAGGUUAGGAUGUGUAUAUGCAGGCAAGCACAGAGCGAAUCCACUUAACCCUAUCGAUUUGUGUCUCCUGGUUGCUGGCAGCCUGAGUGCUGGUGAGCGGGGAGGCACUCAUAGCCACUGAAAUGCUCGGGGAAGGCACCGAGAUUCCCUGCUGCCCUGGCAUUAAGGAAGGGCUUUUUGUUUUGUUUGGAGGCAAGAUGUUGUAUCUACAUAAUAUUCAUAAGAGGAGAUGGCAUUUUUAAUCAUUGUCUUCAGCUUCACGAGCCUCGUUGCACAAGAACUGCCUGCCCCCAGCUUAUCUUUCCUAUGCUGAACAUGUUCCUGUGGGCAAGGAGGGGUUGUGGAGAGGAGAGCAAAUCCUGCCUAAAAGAUCAAUCCCCACGCAUAAAGCAUUGCUAUAAACCCAUGGUUGUGCUAUAGUUAUCUGUUACUGUUAUUCCAGAAAUAAAAGCUAGCAGUUUUCAUUUAAAAUAUAGCUUCAGCACCAAAACCUAAAGGAAAUUCCUGUUGGCAGUCCAGAGUACAGCUUUUAUUAUUCAGCACUGCUGCCAUUAGAAACAGCAGUAAACUAAUGAGCAGUUCAGAACAAAAUCACAGCACUGGAGUCGUGUACCAUUUAGCUAAUUGCAACACACAGCUAUUUCCUUGGGCAGAGGCAGUCUGUCCUUUCCACUUUACCCCAAUUCCUCCCGCCUUUCUCACCUUUUAAGGCUUUUCUUCUUUCCCUAAGUGUUCUUUAUGUAAACGACGUUUUAUUUAGCUUUCGCUAUAGGGGACUGAUUUCAUUUUUUCUCAAGCUCGUGUGCUAGCCCUCUCCUUCUGUGGUUAAAUGUGAAUGUUCCUGUGUCAAUGCUCUUGUGCUUUCCCUCCCGUUAUACCAUCCUGUAGCAUGUGAUCCUUAUUCCACCUUCUCAGUCUGUUCUCUUCUCUUCUAUCUGGGAAAAGACCCAUUGGAUCCAGUUUUGGACCCUGCAGGCUGGCUGCCUCUAUGAUCAUUGAGUUUUCCCUUUUUUAAGUAGGAGAACAACAAGGGAAGAACCUUUGAAUCAGUCCUUUUCCUCCCUUUUCAACCCCAGCCUUGGGAAAGCAAUCUAAAGAUAGUAAGAUCCUCUGUCAGAAAACACUGGGGUGAAAGCAAAGUUCUCCUUAGUCCAGGGACUGAAGCAUUUCAGCAGAGAGUCCUGGUGUAGUUCCAGAUCUGAUUGCCACAAGCCCAGCUCCCAUCAGAGAACUACUCCAUUCUUCUUCCUAGAGGAGUCCAGUGGGAAUGCACACAUACCCCAGAUCUCAUGCCUGGCUGAUGCGCUGUGUCAGAAGAUGUUUGGAGUCAACACAGUUUGUUAGUUAUUUUAAAAAUAAUUUCUAUUCAUUAAUAGGGAUUACAUUCCUUCCUUGUAAGGAAUUUUGAGACUUAGGAGUCUUAAAACAUCCUCACAGUUGUUUUGUCUGAGCUUCUGAGGUUUUUCUAAGGAGCUAUAGCCCCUGAAAAUUCCAUUUUUCAAACAGUGAGAGAUGGCUAUGGUGCAAGAAAGCAAAUGUGUUAAAGUAGCUUG